Molecule: messenger RNA, 4065 nt
Organism: Opisthorchis viverrini
Lineage: Eukaryota; Metazoa; Platyhelminthes; Trematoda; Opisthorchiida; Opisthorchiidae
Exons: 6
Coding region: 7-4065 (1352 amino acids)
Biological process (GO): homophilic cell-cell adhesion
Cellular component (GO): plasma membrane
Molecular function (GO): calcium ion binding
Source: RefSeq, a predicted model, not a curated record
UUAAGUAUGAGUUGGAUUACCACCUUAUGGUGUCUACUGUCAGUCUACACACGGAGAUCAUCUGGGCAGCAUCAAAAUCUUCAGCAUUUGGAACAUGAGUACCGAAUACAAGAGGAACUGCCGAUCGGUUCCCAAAUUGGAAACCUGAUGGAAGAUUUAUUGUUGUACAAGUCUCAAAGUUUGCUGUUCGGAAAAAGCCAGACCGAUAUCCAGUCCAAAAAGGAUGAUUGGAGAGAACUGUUUGAAUUUAGUGUCUUGAAUUCCGGACAAAUGGGUGUGAAUGCCGUAGAGGUCACAAAAGAUGGCAGAGUGCUUGUGGCGAGACGAAUUGAUCGUGAACAACUAUGCCUUGGUUCACAAUCAGUUGGUUCCCCUUUGGACAGCAUCUAUAGCGUAAAGUAUGUCUCUAAGCUUACUUCGCAAGGGUCACAUUCGUCAAUGACUUCAUCCUCACACUGCACCAUAACUCUGAAAUUGUCAGUCUUCAGCAGGGCUAUUCAGACAAAGGGAACCGGGGUGAAGUCAUCAAAGACGGAUAAUCCCCAGGCGCAUUUAACCGUACGACUGCUGAUAGAUGAUAUCAAUGACAAUGCGCCUUACUGGCCAGGUCAUUUAAAACGUUUCCAGGUUGUCUUUCGUGACGGUGAUCCUGUUGGUGAACGUCGUACUUUACCUCCUGCAGUCGAUUUAGAUUCGGGAUUAAAUGGCCGCCUCAUCUACGAGCUUGUUCCUACAACACGUUCUGACAAGAAUCCCGGAACCUUUAGCCUCGUUGACCAUGCUAUGGAGGGAAUUUAUCUUUGCGCAACGAAACAAGUCGAUCGAGAGGAGCGCGAGGCCUAUCAGUACAUUUUGAAAGCCAUAGAUCGUGGCAACCCCGAUGAUGGUCAUAUUCCCCCGGAAGAAUCUAGAUUCACUUCCACUCUUGUCAUUGACGUGCACAUCGAGGAUGUCAACGAUAACACCCCUCUGUUUGUCCAGCCAAUAUUUACUCCAAACACGCCAAUUCCAGAAACAACCCCAGUAGGUACUACCGUUCUGGUUCUGAACGCGACAGACGCUGACGCGGGAAUAAACGGUGCAUUCCAUUUUGGUUUCAGUAGGGAGCAUGCGUGGCUACCGACCGAAAUCUACGCCAAACAGUAUUUCGAUAUACGGUCUAACGGCCAUAUUGUUGUUCGAAGGCCCUUGGAUGUUGAUCGAGACAAAGGCAAUCAGGAGAUUUUUAGGCAGGAGCAAAGAAACGGAGUCCAGGGACUUUCCUCACCGGGCGCUAUAUUUUUAUCUUCUAAUCUGGCUUCCAGUACAGCGAUAAAAUUUCGUUUUCAUGUAGUCGUUGAGGAUGAAGCUGUACGGCCGUACAGUCGUUCAAGCGAGGCUGCUGUCGUCAUUACAGUCAGUGAUGAAAACGACGAAGCACCAAUUAUUGAAAUUCGUGAGGUGACAGAAGACAUAGAACAGAAGGCUCAUGGUGUGUCUGGUCCAACCGGGAACUUCAACUUUUUAUCUGUCACUGAGAACAAACCAAUUGGGACCGCAGUGGCCACUCUUCAGGCUUACGAUCCUGAUUUUGAGGGAACCGAUCAUGUCGAAUGUCGGCUGAAAACCCCAAACUUUUCACUGUUACAAACAUCGAACCAACAGAACUCUAUACUGAUGAUGACGGGGGCUGUAACGUAUCAUCUGCAAACCGCCAUUGAGCUUGAUAGAGAGGUAACUCCUGUACAGCUAGUCCCAAUAAGCUGCAUCGAUACGGCAGGUCAUUUGACGGAACGCAACUUUUCUGUUUACGUGUUGGACGAAAAUGACAAUCCGCCCAGAUUCGUUCAUAACACAUUCCACAUGCAAGUUUGGGAGAACAUGUCACCGGGGACGCAACUGCAGCGAAUGGAAAGCGCCCAGUCUUCCGUUCACUCAAACCUACUUUAUCACCAUCCUUAUUUUACGGCGGUUGAUUCGGAUACUGGUGCCAAUGCAGAUGUGUUCUAUCAACUGAUUGAGGAUGGGAUGAAUGCGACUACAUUUAAGAUUGAUCAAAAAACCGGAACAAUAACUACAACUGUCUCGUUCGAUCGAGAGGCGGUUGAUCAUUACACGCUGUAUGCUUUAGCAAUCGAUCAUGGCAUUCCACCCCUCACUUCGACAAGCACGGUAAAGGUGAGUUGUAUUUUCGAAAUUUACCAUGCUGAACAGGUUUCUGUGACUUACGUUUACCGCAUAACUCUAAUUUUGGGGUUUAUUCUUUUCACAUUUCAGAUUACCGUUUUAGAUGUGAAUGACAAUGCGCCGCAGUUUGGAUCUGCGGAAUACACAUUUCAUCUCGCGGAAAAUCAACCUAGAGCAACACAAGUUGGUCAGGUCACUGCAACUGAUUUGGACAGUGAUAUUUACGGCCCUAUCCACUACUUUGUUGGGGAUGAAUCGGACGCAACAAACUUUCGGGUAGACAAGAUGACUGGCGUAAUACGUUGCCGGCAAGCACUCGAUCGAGAAAAACAGGCACGUUAUGUGUUUACUGUUUUGGCGAAGGAUACAAGCGUUCAUUCAUCGAACAGCAAGUCGCUAUCCUCUCUGCAACUUACAGGAACCUGCAAGGUGACUGUACUAAUUGACGACGAGAACGAUAAUUGGCCCGUUUUUGUCAACCCAAACUCAACCGCGAAUACUCUUGCUGUAGCUGUUGAUGAAACGUUGGGACACAAGUUAGCCUACAUUCAGGCCACUGACGCAGAUGAUGGCGAAAACGCACUAAUCACCUACAGCAUUCGGUCCGGAAACACAAACGGUUUGUUUGGACUUGACAGUACCACCGGUCUGCUUUAUCUAUCCGGUCUGUUCAGAGGGACAUCAAUGUCUGAUCAUGACUCACUGACGAAGAACGUCACAGUUAAUUUAGCUGGCGACACCAGAGUAGAUGUGUCCCCUGCUCUUGUUGGCCCCAGUUUUCACAUGUUGACACUGGAAGCGUGUGAUCAAGGCAAACAUCCCAAACAAAAGUGUACACUUUUCAGCAAUCUAAAAAUUUUGAUCAACAAUAGGCUGGAUGGGGAAGUUGACGCGAUGGAGAAUGACAGCCAUAGCGGGCAAAUUUCAGACUCGGUUCUGAGAAGAAAAGAGAAAGCUGUACAGAGUCGAAGGAACGAACUAUUGUCAUCCGCGGCAAGCGGUCACACUGUGGGGACAAGCUCUGGUUCAAUGGCGUAUGGCAUGCUUGCAACCAGCAGAGCAACUGGACGCUAUUCGAUCAACGAAAUUAUCAUUAUUUGUCUUUCGGUGCUUUUCAUUUCCGUGCUUGCGGCAACUAUUCUUUUGGUGUGUUUGAUUCGGCACCGUUCCCUUGGAUAUUUCUCCCGGGAGAAAGAGAUCGGUAAGUUCAGUUUUGUGAAGAGUCAGCAAUUUCAGAGUAGUUGGGUAAACUACUGUAAUGCAUUCUCGUACUCAUCGUUUUGUCUCGCAAAGUACCGUAUGAAUGUUUUCUCUGUAGAAAGCAAUCCGGAAAUUGGCGAACCGGACUGGUCUGCAAGGAAAAUGAGUAAUCCACUGAGCUACACUGAUUUACAGUCACCCAGUAACCCUCAACACUCCGAUGGGACAAGUGAUUCAUCAGUGAAGGAGCAGCUCAAAGAUUCCAUCAACGAAUGCCGAACCGAACAGAGGAAUCUUGAGACAACUUUUGAAUCCAGUUUGGAAAAAAGCACCGAGACGCACGGGGCGUAUCAGUCCAGCUGCUUGACUAACAGUGCCUACCAAAUGCCACCACGAACAGUUGACACUCUGCGAAGAUGGCCUUUGAUUUCCGGCUCCACCAUUGAUUGUGGAGUGCCGGCCAAAUUCCAUCCCACGGUAAGUCGCCGACAAAGUGUACUGAUACAGGGAUCGUUUUUCAUUGAAAUGGUUAUAUUGGACUGUAUGAUUAGGCUAAUAAAAACUGUAGAUUCCUUAUAUAUCCAAUGGGAUCACCGGCAAACAAUACCACAGGAACAAUCCAUCCACUACACAACCAUAUCUCAGUUCGACCAGGUAAAUUUUUUCGAUAUGAUAGCUGUGUUCAUUGGCGUGUUUUAA